CGAACUAUCCUCCUCUAUCAAUCCAGGACCGCCAUUCCUUGAGCGAGAUUCUCGGUCAACCCCCUUCGGAGCCGUUUUAGCCUGCUUGAAGUUCUCAUCGGCUCAAUUCGAUCGAUUUUGCUCGCGUUCUCUUGACAAGGCUGCCGCCACUUUCGGGAUCCUACGUUUUUGACGUUCCAAAACGCUGCAGGUCCUGUCUUGACAGUUUGUGCCGCCCAGCUUCGAAGCUCUGAAUACUUUUGUCAACACUCUAAAAUGCCACAAGCACCAUUAGCGUCAAAGGAUGGGUCACUGUUUCGACAGGUUCUAAAGUGUUACGAAACAAAACAAUACAAGAAAGGCUUAAAAGCUGCUGAGGUGGGUACAAAAAAGGGUUUUUUUUCCGGCAAAUGUUUUGUUUAACACCAGUUGCUAACGCUUUCUCCACGCGAUCAGCAAAUUCUCCGUAAGAACCCUAAGCAUGGGGAAACUCUCGCCAUGAAAGGCCUCAUUACAAACUCGCUUGGGCGGACCGAAGAGGCAUUCGCAAUAGCUAAGGAGGCUCUGCGACAGGAUAUGAAGUCCCACGUCUGCUGGCAUGUCUAUGGGUUGCUCUACCGGUCCGAGAAGAACUUCGAGGAAUCUAUCAAGGCAUACAAAAUGGCGCUUCGGUUCGAGCCGGAAUCCCAACAAAUACUAAGGGAUUUAGCGCUAUUGCAGGUUCAGAUGAGAGAUUACCCAGGUUACGUGGAAUCUCGAGGUAAAAUCCUUCAGGGGCGCCCGCAGCUCCGACAGAACUGGACGGGGUUGGCGGUUGCGCAUCACCUUGCCGGAAGUUACGUCGAGGCUGAGAAUGUGCUGAAAAAGUACGAGGAGACCUUGAAGAACCCCCCGAGCAAAGGAGACAUCGAACACUCCGAGGCGUGCUUGUAUAGGAAUGCAGUGAUCGCUGAAUCGGGCGAUGUCUCCCGGGCCUUGGAGCACUUGGAAUCGAUAGCUAAGGUUUCAUUGGACAAGAUCUCUGUGAUGGAAUACCGAGCGGAUUAUCUUCUUCGAUUGGACCGAAGGGAGGAGGCAGAAAAGGCGUACCGGGCAUUGCUAAACCGCAACUCGGAAAAGAGAGAGUAUUAUAAGGGUCUAGAGCAGUCAAUGGGAAUUGAUCCCAAGGACCGAAAGGCAAUGAGGGCGGUAUACGAUGAGUUUACUGAAAAGAAUCCCAGGAGCGAUGCCCCACGGAGAAUACCGUUGGAUUUCCUGGAGGGUAGGUUAUGCUGCCAAAGCUGUGUCUGCCAAUAUACUGACCGUUAGAUUAGGGGAGGAUUUCAAACAGGCAGCAGAUGUAUACCUUCAGAGGUUGCUGAAGAAGGGGGUCCCAUCAACUUUUGCAAACAUAAAGGCUCUCUAUGCAGAUGCUGCUAAGCGGGAAACGAUUUUGCGACUCGUGGAGGGUUAUCUAGCGUCCAUGGGAGCCGGGGAGGAAGCGCCAACAAAUGGUGAAACCAAUGGCGAUAAAUCGAAGCCGUCAGAGUUUAAGCUGUGGACUCUUUACUUCCUCACCCAACAUUACGACCACUACCGAACCAGGAAUACUACCAAGGCCUCAGAAUACCUUAAUCAGGCACUAGAGCUUUCACCCGGCACGCUGGAGCUACAUAUGACCCAGGCACGGAUAUACAAACACUCCGGGGAUUUCCAAAAGGCUAUGGAGCGGAUGGACCAAGCGAGGGAAUUGGAUACUAAGGACAGGUAUAUUAAUACCAAGUGCGCCAAGUAUCAACUCCGUAAUGACCGCAAUGAGGAUGCUUUGAAGACCAUGAGCCUUUUCACCCGAGUAGGUCAUUCCUUCCAUCACCCUCAUUUCUCAGCAGUGCCAUGAUGAUCCAGUCUCUAACAGAGCGGAAUGGGGUGAAGAAUGAUGCGCAUGGCGGUCCGUUGGGUGACCUGUUGGAGAUGCAAUGCGUUUGGUUCAUCACCGAGGACGGCGAAUCCUAUCUUCGUCAAGGAAAUCUUGGGCUUGCACUUAAGAGGUUUCAUGCUAUUCUGAAAAUCUUCGAUGACUGGACCGAAGACCAGUUCGAUUUCCACUCUUUCUCUCUCCGGAAGGGUCAGAUACGCUCUUAUAUUACGAUGCUACAAUGGGAGGACACCCUCCGCUCACAUCCAUUUUUCGUAAGGGCUGCUUUGGGAGCCAUCAAAGUGUACAUCAUGCUUCACGACAGGCCGCAUCUUGCUCACAGUUUGCUUUCGAAUGGGAAUGGAGAAGGUACUGACUUUGAGGGAAUGUCUCCCGCGGACCGCAAGAAGGCCCUCAAGAAGGCUAAAAGAGAGCAGCAGAAGGCACAGGAAAGGGCUGUAGAGCUAGCUGCCAAAGCCAAAGAGGACAAGGCCAAGAAUGCACAAGUUUCCAACGCUGAUGGUGAAAUGAAAAAGGAGGAUACUGAUCCUCUUGGGAAUGCCCUGGCACAAACGAGGGAGCCGCUGGAGGUUGCCAUGAAAUUUCUGACACCACUUUUGGAAUUGAGUCCUAAAAGGGCUGAGGUCCAAUGUGCUGGGUUUGAGGUCUACCUUAGAAGGAAGAAGUGGCUGCUUGCCCUUAAGUGCUUAAUUGCUGCCCGCGAGAUCGAAAAAGAAAACCCUGUUGCCCAUGAACAGACUAUCAGGUUUAGGCGAACUGGUAUGUUUCUACUGUAGAUUAUUCGGGCGGUUUUGCUGAUAGAGAUACUUUAGUGGAUUCCCUUGCCGACGGAGACAUCAAAGGGCCCUCGAGGGAGGUUCUGACAGCGGAGCUGGAGAGCAUACUCCCAAAGGAAACGGAUCUGAAGUCCUAUAACGAGGAGUUUCUGAAUUCGCACAAAAACAGUCCCGAGCACGUACGCGGAGGUUGGCAUUAUAUUACUCCUACUCAUGAGGUGCAUCCUAUACUAACCUUGAUCGGCGCUCAGCUCUCCGAGCCCGUCACUUGCUUAACCCGGAGGACGCCAACAUCGCCGACGAGCUGGCAAAUACCCUCUCCCUCGAAAUCCUUACCCUCAAAGAAGCGAUAGAAGGUCAAACUCUCCUGACGGAUCUGAAAGCAGGGAACAGAGAUUACAAUCAAAAGGCAUCUGAAAGAUUUCCGGACGCUGUCGCCUUUCAAACAGCUGCCUAGAAGCUGUGGGUUUGUGAUAAGUAGGCUGUAACAGUGGGUGGGGGUUCUUCUUUUCUCUUUUCCUCCUUCCAUUUUUUUUUUUUCCUCUCAAAAAGUCUAAGCUUAGCUAUCUAUGGGUUGUGAGGACAUACAAAAAGUUGCCGGGGACAAGGUUGUAACAUAAGGUUGCGGAGUGCGGUGGUGUUUGGGACGGAUACAAUGGAAACUUGAAACCAGACCUGGAGGAAAGGCUGUGGAAUAGCUGCACUUCGCGGAAAAUGAUAUGAUAUGCCCUGUAGAUUUCUACCCUUUCUGUGCUUAUUUCUGACUUGAACGCGACGUGGGUAAAAUAACAGGGUAACCGGCAUGCUUGCGCAAUCGCCUUGGGAAGUUCAUAUUUGAUAGAAAGCCCAGGCUCUUGAUGGGGAAAAUUUUAUCCCCUCACCUCCUCGUACGGCACGGCACCCCGCAGGAUGAGCUCGAAUCGAGUAUGCAGCACCGUAGCAGUAGUAACAAUGAUCUGUGGUGGUUAGUAUUUUGCACUCGGUUGAGAAAUGUUUGCACAGUCUAUGGAUGUGUCACUACGAUACGAUGACGGGAUACCAUGCUAUGCCGGUAGUAAGGCAUCGAUAACAGUACCUGUAGCCUAUCACCGGUCUCCGUCCAAUACCUUUAUUAUGCUAUGGUGAUAUCCUGUGCUGGUAUGGUACGGGUAUUGAGUUCAAUUGAUUUGGCCUGAAAUGCAAAUGUUAAGCCGGAUCCUUGUAUAUGGGCUGAGUCGAGGCCUUGCCCGUUUAGCUUCACAGUAUCACUCGGACCGCAAGUUCCCGCCUUUCGAGUCGAUAAACAAGAGUUUCCGUGACCGCGUGUGAGCCCAUUUUCAGACAGUCAAAUAUUUCACAAAUACUUGUAUCAUAGUCAGGUUGCGAUACGAGGCUGUGUCAAGAAUCGCUACGGUGCCGUAUCUUAUCUGAUCUCUCCUCCACCCUCUUUACCCCUACCGGAUGUGUUUGUCGCGCCCCCGUCCAAUCACGCGGCAGAAGAUCAAUCGACUCACGCCAACGCUCCUAACACACCUCCAUCCAACCUCCUCUCUCAACUCAUCUAUCCGCCGCCUUCCCUCCCAUCAACAACACUUCACUUCCCCUCAAACUUUCCUCACAGCACUCACUGAAGUCACCGCCACCGCCUCCGACACUCAUCCAUUUGGAAACUAAACACAUAGAAUAUCGGAGAAAACAGCAGAAAGGAAGGGAACGUUGUCCAGUGGAAGAGAAAAAGGGAGCGAAAAAAGAAUACAAGAGAGAGCGGAACCUCAUCGUGUUGACGGGGUGCCUCCCUUCUAUUACCGCGGAAAAGAGGUGGAAGGGAAAAAGAAAACAGGACACAGAGGGUCUUCUUCUUUUUUCUUUUUAUUCGUGGGAGCCUUCUUAUCGUCGUCUCUCUUUUUUUCUUCUUUUCUUGUCGUGAGAAAAUAGCUAGAGAUUUGCACACGC
Molecule: messenger RNA, 4602 nt
Organism: Tuber aestivum (summer truffle)
Lineage: Eukaryota; Fungi; Ascomycota; Pezizomycetes; Pezizales; Tuberaceae
Source: the annotation of a GenBank genome assembly